Molecule: messenger RNA, 974 nt
Organism: Raphanus sativus (radish)
Lineage: Eukaryota; Viridiplantae; Streptophyta; Magnoliopsida; Brassicales; Brassicaceae
Product: abscisic acid receptor PYL8
Exons: 3
Coding region: 181-747 (188 amino acids)
Biological process (GO): abscisic acid-activated signaling pathway
Cellular component (GO): cytoplasm; nucleus
Molecular function (GO): signaling receptor activity; protein phosphatase inhibitor activity; abscisic acid binding
Source: RefSeq, a predicted model, not a curated record
AAGCUAGUGAGUGAGAGAGAGGAGAAGAGAAGUUUGUUGGAAGAAGUCUUCUCUCUCUUCUUUAUCUCUCCCCUCUAAAAAGGACAGACGGCAGAGUGAAAUCUAUAUAUCUGUUUCCUUCACAUUAACGUUUUCAUCGGAAGAUCUAGCCGGAAAGUGUAGAGAUUCAGAAAAAAGAAGAUGGAACCUAGUAACGGGAUGGAGAGUAAUAACAUGGAGAGAGAGUAUAUAAGGAGGCACCAUAAUAAGCAUGAGCUUGUGGAGAAUCAGUGUAGCUCUACGCUUGUUAAACACAUCCAAGCUCCUGUUCAUAUCGUGUGGUCACUUGUGAGAAGAUUUGAUCAGCCACAGAAGUACAAGCCAUUUAUCAGUAGAUGUGUUGUGAAAGGAGACAUGGAGAUUGGUACUGUUAGAGAAGUUGAUGUGAAGUCAGGGUUACCAGCAACUAGAAGCACCGAGAGGUUGGAGUUGCUUGAUGACAAUGAGCACAUUCUCAGCAUCAGGAUCGUAGGUGGUGAUCACAGGCUCAAGAACUAUUCUUCGAUUAUCUCUCUUCACCCUGAGACGAUAGAAGAAGGAAGAAUGGGGACACUUGUGAUCGAGUCUUUUGUGGUGGAUUUACCACAAGGGAACACAAAGGAUGAGACUUGUUACUUUGUGGAGGCUCUAAUCAAAUGCAAUCUUAAAUCUUUAGCUGAUAUCUCCCAACGUCUGGCCGUUCAAGACACAACCGUAGGUUCCUCAUGAACAGAGGAGAAGAGACUGAGAGAGAUCCAAGAUCCAAGAGAUUUGGUUGCCGUUGGAUGAAGCUUUCAAAGGGAAAAUAAAUAAUUUCUCAUUUAUUGUUACAUUAUAAUUUCCUUUUUUUUUACUUUGUUAGUUUGAUGAAUGUUUUUGGUUUCUUCUCUAAAGAACCAAAUAUGAUUUAUUUGGAGUUUUGUUCUUUUUUGCCACUUGAAGGAAUCUUUACAAUU